Molecule: messenger RNA, 8128 nt
Organism: Acanthoscelides obtectus
Lineage: Eukaryota; Metazoa; Arthropoda; Insecta; Coleoptera; Chrysomelidae
Source: the annotation of a GenBank genome assembly
AUGUUUGUUAUUUCAUCUCUUUCCAGAAGUUGGUUGAAUGUAUGGGGAUCCAACUCAUCUGGUAAAGUUGGCACAUUCUCAUCUCCAUCAGCAAUAACUAUAUUAUGUAGCACUGCCGUAGCCACAAUUAUGUUCAAAAAGGUGCAACCCACCGUGAAAAGUGUACAUAGAAAUCCAGAGAUCCGCAACAUGGACAAGCACGGUACCCGCGUGUGCCUGGACUCACCUGCAAAGCGGAGCGACUUGCACCGCCCUGCCGGGUUGUACCCGUGCCAUCAUCAAGGCGGCAAUCAGUACUGGAUGUUCAGCAAGAACGGCGAGAUUCGUCGCGAUGAAGCCUGUCUUGAUUACAGCGGCCAAGAUGUGAUCCUGUACCCUUGCCAUGGCGGUAAGGGUAAUCAAUACUGGCAGUACGACCCAAACAGCAAACUGCUGAAACACAUGAGCGGCGAGAAGUGUCUCGCUGUCAACCAGCAGCACUCCAAGCUCGUAAUGGAGUACUGCGACAGAAACAAUGACAGACAGAAGUGGCUGUUGGAAAACUAUGACGCUAGAAAACUCUCAUGAUGGACAAGGAAAAAAGUGGGGAAAAUGGGUUAGUGAUAGUAAAGUGUGGGUGGUGAAGGAAUGAGUUGACAGUCAAUUUUUCAGAAUGUGUUCAAAAUAUUUCGCAUUUCUAGUAGAUGAAAAUCGUAUACGAAUGAAGUAGAACAAUUUAGCUUCAGUAUUGAAAAUUACAUAUCAUACGUAUACAUAACUCCUAAAGUCGCAAAUUGUAUAAGAUCUCGGCAACAUACAAAUUUAGUUUUGAAUUUUCGUGUUUGGUGCUUUCCACUGUUAAGCUUUGACCGCGGCACUUCUGAUAAAGCCUAUACUGUGAUGCCUGGAUCCCGUGAAGAUCUCGGCAACCAGUCGGACAGUUAUUUGUGGCGGGGCAUGAUUUUUUACGUGAUAUUGAUUUCAUGUCAUACCGGUUAUAACAAAAAUAAUGGGACAGCUCUGUAUUUUUAAGGUGUUAUGGGACAAGCCCGACAAUUUAGCGCUGUACCGAGAACAGAGGCGUAAGAGAUCAGCCGUAGCAAUGAUACAUGAUCCCGGGUUACAGGGGUCCCGAGUGUAUAAGAAAAAACUCGUAAUCUCAUUUAUAAUCUCACGCAAAUUUUUAGGCGGUACCCCAAGGUAUUAAUUCUCAAAAGCUGAAGCCUUAAAACGUAUCGCUAGAUAAUAGCUAAUAAAUGCUAUUUUUGACCCUCCAGAUUACACUUGUACAAAAAAGCCCUUCAAAAUAAAAGGUAAAGUCACCUUCAUCUGAUGGGUGAUUUUGUUAGUAAAUUUUGUGAAAAAACUAGUAUUGCUACUUUCUGCGCAUACACAUAGCCUAUUUUCAAAUUUUCCAUACUUACAAAUUCACCUUGCUAAAGAUUAAGACUUUUGAGCUCCAUACUAAUGUCUUUAACUACUCUGUAGCCUGAAGCUAUCUGGAACAACAAAUUCAAGUUUUCCGAAUGGUAUCUCACUUAAAAUUUGUUUGAUCACGUCAAAAAAGCUGCAGAACAUUGUAAAGCAUACAAGAGCAAAGCUUGGGAAUGAACUGAAGAUGUUCUGUCUUUUGCUCAUAACACUGCUGCUACUUGGAUAAUUUUCAAAUAUACACUCGUAUUACCUACUUUGAAACCGCAUCAUGUCGCUUACGAAAUUUUAUCAGAAUCGGUGCAGCUGUUUCAUAGAUUGCGAAGGUGACAUAAAAAAAUAAUAAAUAAUACUUCGUCAAUCCGUAACUACUUUAUUCAAUGCAAGCGUCUUUGUUUUUCCUGUGAAUUAUCUUGACACCGAAUGUUACCGUAAGGUAAGUGGAAAUUUGGGAUUUGUCAUAAUCAGGGAGGGUUCCCGACAAAUUUAGAUACGUCAGCAGCAAGCUACGCAAUUGACCGAGAAAACACCAAUUCACCCGGAUUAAGGAAAAGUUACUAAAGGUCUGAUCUUGAUUUUUUCCUCAGUUCAGUUUCCGCUUAAAGGUGUUGAAAAAGUAACUAUUCGUUGCUCGAGUACUCGUUACUCAUAGAUACCCGAAGUAAUGAUUAUCAAUCCUAGCAUUACUUUGAUUACUGUUUCCCGUAUCGGUACCCGGUUCGCGUAUAAUCGUUGAGCGGCAACGCUGGUUUCUGCUAUCUCAGGCAUCACUGAAGCAUUGCCGCUCAUACAUCAGGGUUACCAGACAUCUCCCGUUCGAGUGGAAACCUGGAAACUCCAAAUUUAAAAACAAUUAUCAAAUUCCGCCAAUUAAAAAAUAUAAGUGUGUACCUAUGUUAUUUACACCGUGACUCAGGUUCCCUCAUAAGAGGGAAUAAUAACAAUAAUGUUGUGAUCUUGGUAACCUGAAAAGAGAUAAGGAGCUGAUUGGAUUGGAGCAGUAUUAUGAGUCAGAAAAGCGACAAUAUGGUAACACCACCGUUCACGAACACCACAAUAAUAAAUAUUAUGUCAAUCUGAUUCGUGUUUACAUGUCCCAUAUUUUGCUAAGCAUUUAUAAUGUAUGACCACCAAUGUGUAGACUAAGCUUCACGUAGAAUUUUUUAUACUGGUACAUGCUUAAUUGAUAUGCUUCGAAAAGUUACUUCCCAUUCCGAAUUUCCCCAUAUACAGAUCAUCUUUCUAACUAAAAGACAUGCUUUUUAAGCAUUUCUAGUAAAUACAAAGUAUUUUCAGUUUUUACGCUCAUAUGAGUCCUAUGACACCCUAUCCUAUAAUAACGCGUCUCGCUUUGACUUAAGUUUGAAGAUACGAUGUUUGCAUUAGUUACACGACGCAAAUUGCCAAAUCGUUAUGCUCAUACUGCUCAUAGUAAUCAAAUUAAUAAAAGUGGCGAAUACAAUAAAUGAUUACUUUGUAGAAGAGUGACGGUAACGAAUAUUCGAAAGUAACGAGAAUCAACAACACUACUACCGCUCGUCGCGGCACGGAACCUAACAUAAAAAAUUCGGUUUGAGUGAACGAUGCAACAAUGUGCAAUAUCGAAAAGUUCGAUUUUUGUCGCACCUGCGAUUCUGCCAAAUAUGACUCCUGAAACUCCCCCUAACGUAAAAAACAUUCUUCACAGUCGUUUUGACCACGUUCGUCGGCAAUUUCGCAUUCUGAUCUAAAGAAAAUUCAGUCAUAAUGCAACAGUCCGGACAAUGUGAGAUCAAAGUCUCAAAACCAAAACCGCCGGUCAAACCACAAUCAGUAAAACUUUGGUUUGACUGCAAGUCGUACUUAUGCACAUAAAACAAAUUAUCGCACACUUUAAAUAAAUGUGUCAAAAACAUUGUUAAGCUGAAACACUAAAGUUGUAAUAGUAAUAUUCUAGGCUUGGCUGUCAACGCAGUCCUUCACAUUUUGUUGAAAUGAUAUCAAUAGAAACCUGGCUCAAGGUCAGUAGUUCAUAUAGAAAUAUUGUAAAUACUUUUUUUUUAAAAUAAGUAUAUAAUGUAAAUUGAGUUGUAUAUUAUAUGUAAAGCAUCAUUUAAUAGCCAUUGAGGCUGUGAACUUGUAUGAAUGUAUUAGUUAAAGACAACAAGGAAUAACAGGUAGAAGAAACUUGUCAUGUAUAGUCUCAGUGAAGAUUUUCUGAUCAUCAAAACAUUAUGAAACAAGUACCAUUGUAGCAGUUUGCUUAUGGAAAAUGGCUUUCGGCUAAAUUUGUUGAUAUUUCGCAUAAAUAGUUUUCAACAUAACGCUCAAUAGUCCCAAUGGGGCCAACCCCCUGACAUGCCUCUUUUACCCCAUACGGAACUCAGAAACUACCCAAGUAGGGGUUAUUAAUAUGGAAGGAUAACAUAUCUUAAAAUAAUAUUAUCAGAGAUUUAAUUUAAUUUAAUUAUCACAUUGUUGCUAGGAUUUCUCAAAUAUUGCCCAAUGGUUUUUAAAAGUCAUGAAUCUUACUUUUCACUAGGAAAAUGCACAAAUCGAAACAUCUAUUUUGAUGUAGUGCCUGAGAAUUUCAAAAACGCAACAUUUGAAGGUCAUGAUCAGGACACCCCAUCCGACCCCCUAUAAAACCCUGAAGUGGGCGUAUUGAUAGAUUAUUGUAACGUGUAACAUUGUCAGAUAAGAAUUAACACGAACUAUUGUUAAGAUUUACUCCGGAUUGGCCAGUACUGAACAUGGAUUUGACCGUGUCCGUGACCUUGAAGGUUAUGGCCCAAAUCAAGCUUAUAUGGACGGACUUUUCAGGUCCCUUCUGUCAUUGCAUAGUACAUAGACAUGUGAAAAAGUUUGAUUUCGGGGCAGCAUCAAGUCUUGGCGAGGGGGCCGGUAGUGUGGGUAACCUAGAUACUUUCAGGGGGCAUUGUCAAGACGGUUGCGCUCAGACGAGAUGACAACUUCAUUUUCAUUUUUUCUCUUAGAUCUCUUUCCUGCUUUUCCCUCUCUUAUCUCUCCUUUCUUUCCUUCUACCCUCUUCCUCUAAAACCUAAAAAGUCUGCCCGACCAGUUAAAGCAAGACCCAUUACCUCUCACUCAGUUUAAUAAGCCACAUCGCUACUUGAUUUGGGCUAUAACCUUCAAGGUCACUGUCAUGGUCAAAUCCAUGUUAACAAUUGGCCACUCUGGAAUAAAUCUUAACAACAGUACGUAUUACUUCUUCUCGGUCAACAUUACAAGUCAUAAUAAUAUCCUACAUCUAUCAUUACGCCCCAAUUGGGGCGAGAUUUUUCUGUCCAUGACCUUCAAAUGUUGCGUUUUCGAAAUGCUGAAGGACUUCAUGAUAGUAGAUGUUUCGGCUUGUCAAUUUUCCGGAUGUAACGUAAGAUAUACGACUUUUAAAAAAUUACCUGACCUUGACCAUAACCUUCAAGGUCAAAUCCAUGAUCACCAUUGGUCAGCCUUUGAGAAAUCCUAGCAACACUAUGUUUUACUUCUUCUCUGAUGAUAUUAUUUUAUGACUUAUGUUGUCCUCCUGUAUCUAUUGAUAUAACCCCUACUUGGGGGUUUCUGGGUUCCGUAUCUCUAUGCGAUAUUUCAAAAAAUUUAGCCGCUAACCGCUCUCCAUAGGGAAACUGCCUGUUUCUGUCAAAUCAAUAGUGAAUCGAAACAUUAUUUGUUGCUCAUAGCAGAUUCAGAAUAAAAUUUUGAAUUGUAAAGGAGCAGUCGGUAGUUUCCACUUGUCUGGAAAUAAAGAUCGUAGAGGCCAAUGACAAUUUUGUUAUUUCUGUUUGUCCUACUACUGUUCCAAGCUAUAAUGUACCUAUCUAUAUGGAGUAUAUGAAUUACGAGCUUUAGAGAUCGUCUUUGUAAACCUUGCGGCCAUACAUUAGUCCGUGUAUCUAUACAGUAGAUCUUUAUAACUAGUAGAUUUUUUAAAUAGUACUUCCCCAUUAAUACAUAAUGUAAAUGGUUUUCAGGUGUAUUGUUAUGGAAUUUUAUACAUUCUUUUUUAUAAAACAUAGCGUCUAUAAUGUAAUUAAUGGACUAUUAGGAUUGAUGAUCGCUAGUCAUUAUCAUAUAAAAAACCUUACUGUAGUUACAGCUGUAGCUAAAUAGCAGUCUUUUUUUCUGAUUUGGUGACUGAGUUUACAAAAUCUAUAAUCAAUCAAAUAUGUAACUUUGACUUUGAUUGAAAUAAUAAAUGCUUCCUCCAAACUGCAUUAUCGGAAUCAGAAUUUGGUUGAUUACAUUUGUCAAUCUGUUUUACAGGAUAACAAAUAGAUUUCAGUGUUACUUUUUCAAAACUUGUUUUUUAAGCUUGAUGACUCGGAGUAUCUUUAUUAUAUUUUGUAAAAAAAUGAAAGGUAAUAGGUUAUGAUAUAUUCUAUGUUCUCAUUUUUGCAACAUUUAAACAUUCCCAGUAUACAUUCUAUAAAAAUACUUACUUUAAGACUGCUGGAAAUUAUCAUUAAUCAAGCCAUGAGAAUUAAAAUUCAUAUCAUUUAUUCAGAUAUUCAUGAACCAUAUCUUAUUUUUUCUAUACAGAUGAAUAACAUAUCUUUUUACAGAAGGCUUUAUUGUGAUACAUUCGCAUUCAGAUUUAAUUGAGUUUUUUGGGAUUGACUAGAAGAUACCUUUUUAUGCUGAUAUUCUUAUCAGAUACAUGUAUGUAUAUUUGUUUGUAAAGCUCUGCUUUAUCAACAGAGCUGAUUUUACAGAGCUAUUCACAAAUUAAGGUAAAAAUCGUUUCAUUUACCAAAACAAAUCAUAAUUACAUUCAACAAAUGCAGUUGAGAAUAAUGUACCAUUCUUGAGUUUAUUGCUGUGGAUCAAUUUUAAGCAAAAAGUGGAAUAUCUGAUUUGAAAGCUUAGUAUAGCUUUUAUGUUACUUCUUACUGUCAUUAUUGAAUUUAAUUAUUACGUGCAAUAUGGGUAUCGACUGGAAAUAUAAAAGUUGUCACAAAGUUACAAUGAUGUUGAAAUAAAAUAUGAAAUUGCUUCCAACAAGUGGCAUAUGAUACUUUAUUGCUUGGUUAAAUUCCUAUCACAUGAAACGAUUGACGUAUUCACUUAAUGGCAACACUGUAAAUUUUGAUGUCAGUGUCCAUAUCAUUAAAAUUAUCACUGAAAUAAAGCACACCGUUCCCUAAAUGUGCUAAUUGUCAAGGAUACAGAAAGGAAGUAGAAAUAAUGGAAUAUAGAUGUUGUGAAGAAGUCAUUUUGGUUGGAUCUGGGAUUGUGUGAUUUGGUUUUGUCCACAACCAUUGCGAGCUUAGUCGGUUAUUAGUACGCUGCUCAUGAAUUCUCUUCAAAAAUCGGAUUAACAAAGUUUAUUUAAACUCCUCAUAGCAGCCGCGAUGCACUGGCAUUUAGAUGCCGCUGCGUCGAUGUAAAAAAAAACAACAUCUUUGUGACAACUUUUCAAUGGGAUGCUCUGAAAGUUUGUGCUUUCCUUUUCUGAAAACUGCGAUUAAAAUGACAACCCUAAGGUGGAGUGAAACAGCAGCGGAAACAUGAAAAAAAAACGAAGAAAGUACUCAUCACUUAUUUGUUGAGAAACUUCUAGUACCGACCGGUUCAGGAUGCUGCUAAAUUCGAGUCGGAGUCGUCGCCGUUCGAUUAAAAAGCUUGACGUCCUAUAUUUCACUAUACGCCCCUUCCUCCCCCUUUGGCGUUCCUGUAGACGAUCCGUGACUCUAGUUCUUUGUACGAGUUAAACAAAUGUACGCGGAACAUGAUAGGGACUUUCCAGAAACGAUUUAAUUAUAGUCGCGAAACCUCAACAGGUUCUUGAAAACACUCACUGUAAACUAACAUCAUAUCUACAAGUCAUUGCUAUGUAGAUAUGUAUUUUUUUUUCGAAUUCACUUUGUGAACAAACAACUCUCUUUACUUGCAUGACAGGUUCAACGCUGUUUUCACUUUUCGGGACGCAUGGUCGAGUUAGGAACGAUAGAUUUUUGAAAACCUAACAGCUCGGUCAAUACAUGUGUUAUAAGAAAAAAUUUGAAGGAAAGUCUCAACUUUAUGAACACCCAGUACAUGAUCUUUCUGUUCUUUUGUUUUUUCUUUGCUCAAGUGACUGUUUGUAAUUUUUGUUUUGUCCUUGUCAUAGGCGGGUGUAUUUGAGGUGAAUACAACAGGGCUAAACUUUAAACAAGAACUGACGAUUGUGACAUCUACAUGAAUAUUUUUCCAGUGUUGCUGGUGACUAUUUAAGUUGUUUGGUACCGUAGAAUAAUUGUUUGGUCAAGACAAGUUAAUCUAUGGGCAACCUUAGCCCAUGCUUCAUCAACAUAACCAAAAAAAAAUACUCUAAACAUGAAUAUGAACUAAAGUCGUGUCCACAAUCAUUCGACGUUUUUUUUAUAUUAACUUUUCAAAUACAGCGUCUAGCUAGAGCAGAAUGUAUUCUCCAUCACACUAUGUUGUACUUAAUUUUUUACCAGAUUAGAUACCUACACCCUAUUUCACGAGUAUCCAUCACGGUACAGCGAUUAUCUAGUAAUAUCUCAAAAUUCCCCAUAUCGGCACAGGACACAUAAUAUUUUUUAAUUUAAAAAAGUUAAUUUACAUACAAAAAAAACGCUACAAAGCGUGAUGGAUACUCGUGAAAUAGGGUAUAUAUUAAUGAUGUAUAUCAGUUAGGCCAGUUUAUUUUUAUAAUGUGCCUUAAUUUAUCAUGUACAUAUUAUAAUGUUGAUAAAAAAUGUUGAUAUAACCA